GCUCCUGUUAACAAUAUUUUAAAAUCCCGGAUAAAAUGGAGCGUAAGAAAGGAGACAGAAAUAGUACGUCUGCUCUUUUCUAAUGUUGAAGCUAGCCGAAGCGCAAAUGACUUGCGCAUGUGCGGUAUUCCUCCCUGCUGCUUGCUGUUUGCGUCUCAAAUCUGGCGUCACUGCUCGUGGGUUCAUUCAUGUUCGGCGAUGGAAUGUUUUCUUGUGCUGUAUGUUGUUGUUUCACGAAUUUAACCUAUAAAAGUCACUAAUCGUGAAUAUAUAAAAGAUAUGUGGGCAUUUUUAUAGGAACAAAUAAUUAUGAGCUACUUUACUAUUUUGCGAUUCAAACAAUCAACAAUUUUAAACAAAGGAUUAAUAGAGCAAUGUGUAAAGCAUUAUCUAAUAUGGCAAGCACGAUUCUACGUCAUAGGAACAGAAAAUCGUUUAAGACACUGUAUUGAUACAAAAGAAAAAGCGAAUCGAAGAAAAGCAUUACGAAUGCGUAUAUUGCAAGAUAUUAAACAUACAAAAAGAAAAGUAGAAGAGAUUAUUGAGAGAGAAAAUAUCUGGACCAUACCGAAUCUGCUUUGCAUGGGUCGUAUUGUGUCAUCACCCUUCUUAAGUUAUUUGAUCUUGUCACAAGAUUAUCAGAUAGCGCUAUGGUUGCUUGUGUGUGCAGGAGUCAGUGAUUUCGCAGAUGGAUGGAUUGCACGUACUUGGACGUCGCAAGCCUCUAAACUUGGAAGCUUUUUAGACCCAGUCGCAGACAAGCUGCUUGUAGGGCCAUUGUUUCUCUCUCUAGCAUGGAUUGGUCUGAUACCAGUUCCACUCGCUUGUCUGGUAGUUACACGCGAUAUUGCUCUGGUGACUGCUGCAUCUUACAUUAGAUAUCGUUCCUUACCGCCACCAAAAACCUUGGCAAGAUAUUUUGAUCCUACACAUGCCACUGUACAAUUAGCACCAACCCUAACAAGCAAGCUAAACACUGGAGUGCAAUUAACUUUGGUUGCGGGAACAUUGGCUGCUCCGGUUUAUCAUUUUGUAGGCCAUCCGAUUCUACAAUGUCUAUGUUAUGUAACAGCAAUCACAACCAUUGCUGGAGGUGUCAGUUAUUUGUUGUCAAAAGAUACAUAUAAGUUAUUGAAGAAAAAGAAGUCUCCAACAGAAACAUCACCUUAAUAUUGUACAUUAUUGAUAUAUAUAUAUAUAUAUAU
Molecule: messenger RNA, 1205 nt
Organism: Linepithema humile (Argentine ant)
Lineage: Eukaryota; Metazoa; Arthropoda; Insecta; Hymenoptera; Formicidae
Gene: CLS
Product: cardiolipin synthase
Biological process (GO): cardiolipin biosynthetic process
Cellular component (GO): membrane; mitochondrion
Molecular function (GO): cardiolipin synthase (CMP-forming) activity
Source: RefSeq, a predicted model, not a curated record